Molecule: messenger RNA, 2391 nt
Organism: Coccidioides posadasii C735 delta SOWgp
Lineage: Eukaryota; Fungi; Ascomycota; Eurotiomycetes; Onygenales; Onygenaceae
Molecular function (GO): protein binding; protein-containing complex binding
Source: RefSeq, a predicted model, not a curated record
AUGUCUCUGAUCAGGACCUUCAACUCGGAAACUAACCCUUCCCGCCCCCUCCACCCAUCUCCUCUGGCCGCCUCGCAGAUCCGGGGCAUGCCUCUGGAUUUGAUCGACCGAAUACGCUCCUUUCCUCUGUUCCAGUCCACCCCAGAAUCGUUCCUCGCGGAGAUCGGCCUGCAUUUGCGGCCGCAACUAAACUCACCGAACGACUAUAUAUUGACGGAGGGAGAUGAAGCCAAGGCGAUGUACUGGCUCGUUCGGGGUGCGGUGGCCGUCACCUCCCGCGAUGGAGAGAGUGUAUACGCAGAAUUGAAGCCGGGCGCUUUCUUUGGAGAAAUAGGCAUACUUAUGGAUCGGCCCCGGACGGCGACAAUCAUCGCGCGCACCCGAUGCUUGCUCGUGGUGCUGACCAAAGAGGACUUCAAGAAUAUCCUUCCACGUUUUCCUGAAGUUGAACGAGCAAUAAGAGAAGAAGCUGAAGAAAGACUGCAGAUUCUGGAGAAGAAGAAAACUCAGGCCCAGCCUUUACCUAUUCGACCCGAGCGCCUCGCCGGUGAGCGCCGUGGAUCUAAACGGCUCCACGAAGCCUUCACCGGGGAUAUGAGCUUGGACGAUGAGCGCCGUCUCGAUAUCAUAAGCAAGAAACGGAAAUCUCCCAGUCCCGGCUUAGCGGAAGGGUCCACGUCGAGUGCUCUAGCAAAUGGCCUCGUGAAUGUUCGAAUGCUUCUAAAGGAACUACCUUUAUUUUCCCAACUUCCCCCAGAUAUUCUUCACUUUCUCGGCUUGAACGUGCAGCCGCGAACGUUUCCUCCCUUUACAGAUAUUAUCCGGCAAGACUCUCAGGGCCGAGAGAUCUAUUUUAUAGUGCGGGGAGAAGUCGAGGUCAUUAACGAACGGCCAGAGUCUCGCGCCGCCCGUCGAGGAGCAGACGCGGAAAGCCAUCGUGGUGUCCAAGUAAAAGCAAGGCUGAGACAAGGGCAGUACUUUGGAGAGGUCGUCAGUCUGUCAUUGGCGCCGCGGCGAACUGCUACUGUCCGCUCUGUAACCGCAGUAGAGUGCUUAAUGAUAAGCGGAGAGGUCCUUUCUGAGUUCUGGGCGCGUUGCCCUAGGCAUAUCAAGGAGCAGGUCGAGCACACAGCUAAGAAGAGACUGGAAGCUGCAUCGGGCGGCGACGUUGUCAUGGAAGAUGCGCCGCAAGUUUCUACAUUUGAUUCUCAAGAGCCGGUUAUACCGGCUGCCCGGAGACAAUCAAUGCCUCUCCUUACCUUAACAGAAAGUGACCUAGACAGCUUUCACAAACCAAGCCGAUUAGAGGAUGCGUCUGUUUUGAGACCAUCAGAUCCUGACCCAUAUCUGAGUGUCGAUUUAGAUAACAUGCGGGCAAGAUCACGUCGGGGAUCUCUUGCUCCAAUUGUUCCCGAAGACGGUACCGCAGCAGAUCAGCACACUCAAGCUCCUGGUUUAAAUCGCUCUCCGCGCAGCCUAUCACCUUCUAAGCAAACGAACGCACUCCCACAGUCAUCCCUAAGCCCAUUCAAACCGAUAUUUAGGCCUAGCUUUGGAAACAGUCGCGGAAUUUUCAAUGAUGAUAUUCUCAUUACAAUUCUCCAGCACCUUGAACUUCAUCAUCUCCUCCGUCUCCGCUCAGUUUCCCGUCACUGGUCUAACCUCAUUACAAAAUCCCCGCAUCUGCUCCAUUUCCUUGACCUCAGCAUUUAUAAUCGAAAAAUUACAGACGAGGUUAUCACGGAUUUCAUUUGCCCAUUCAUUGGCGACAGACCUCGUGUUGUUGACAUCAACAAUUGCUUCCAUAUGACUGACGAAGGAUUCAAUGCCUUGGCGAACGCAUGUGGAGCCAACCUUCGAGCAUUAAGGAUGAAAAGUGUGUGGGAUGUCACCGCUCCAGCGAUUCUUGACAUGGCAAACAAAGCCAAGGAGUUGCAAGAAAUCGAUCUUAGUAACUGCAGGAAAGUUAGUGAUACGUUGCUGGCACGGGUAAUUGGGUGGUUUGUCCCCGGCUCCCAGGCGCCACAGCAGCCGAAUGGAAAGGGAGCACAUAAGGGUCCGAUGCAAACUCCUAUUCAAACAUCGGCUGGUGCAGUGUAUGGCUGCCCUAAUCUGAAAAGGCUCACGUUAUCUUAUUGCAAGCACGUUACGGACCGUUCUAUGCAUCAUAUUGCCGCCCAUGCUGCUUCUCGCCUCGAGGAAGUUGACCUGACACGAUGCACAACCAUUACUGAUCAAGGAUUUCAGUAUUGGGGCAAUACGCAAUUCUUCCGCUUAAGAAAACUUUGCCUUGCAGAUUGCACGUAUUUGACUGACAAUGCUAUUGUGUACCUUACUAAUGCUGCGAAAGGACUGCAGGAACUCGAUUUGGUAAUGUCCACCGUUCAAUAA